Molecule: messenger RNA, 1362 nt
Organism: Mytilinidion resinicola
Lineage: Eukaryota; Fungi; Ascomycota; Dothideomycetes; Mytilinidiales; Mytilinidiaceae
Product: DnaJ-domain-containing protein
Exons: 1
Coding region: 73-1140 (355 amino acids)
Biological process (GO): spliceosomal complex disassembly
Cellular component (GO): spliceosomal complex
Molecular function (GO): nucleic acid binding
Source: RefSeq, a predicted model, not a curated record
CACAACAAUCAACACACAACUCCACGUCGCGCUCUGCUCUUGCAGCCUGCGGCCUGCGCGAUACCUGCUACUAUGAGUUCCGAAGACCUCAAAGACCACGCCAAGACGGCCGACGUCGACUUCUACGAGCUGCUCGGCGUCGCCUACGAGACCAGCGAGUCCGACAUCAAACGCGCCUACCGAAAGACCUCACUUCAGUACCAUCCUGACAAGAAUCCCGGCAAGCUCGAUGUCAUUGAGAAGUUCCACCUCCUCGCAAUCGCCCGCGAUGUGCUCCUCGAUCCUGAGGCGAAGGCCCUAUACGACCGAUUGCGACAGCAGAAGAGGCAGCGCGAGCUCGAGCACCAGCUCCUCGAUGGCAAGAGGCGGCAGAUGAAGGAGGAUCUGGAGGCGCGCGAAAACGGGUUCAAGCGAAAGCGCAACGACGACUUUGAUGCCGAGGAGAAACUGGCCAGGGAGAUCAGGAGGCUGGCCGAGGAUGGGAAGAGGCGGAGGAUGCAGAGGGAGGAGAUGCUAAGUCGAAAGAAGCAGGAAGGAGAAGAGCCCGAGGAGUCGUCCAUAGUGGAGUCUGACACCGCACCACCUCCGAAAAGUCCAUCAGAAGUCCCCGACGAAAACCGCACCGUCAAGGUUUGCUGGCUGCGAGAAGGCGCUGGGGUAGCCAUAGACAAAACCAAACUGGCCGAAAUAUUCUCAAAAUUCGGCAAGACGGACAGCGUGUGGGUCAGGAAAGACAAGAAAGUGCGCAGGAGUGAUGCUACGAAACACAAGAGCGUUAUGGCGACAGGCUUCAUCGUCUUCAGUUCCAUCGUGGCCGCUCAUGCCGCUGUGGAAGACGCGAAAGAGAAAAACCCCUUUUUGGACUCCGUGUCGUGGUGGAAGAAACCGGACAUUCCGGGUAUUCAGUCACCUCCUGCGCCCAAAGUCUCCGCGCCAUCUACACCCUUGUCAACUCCAAAGUCAUUCCGCUCAUCGUUCCCAGGCGUUCGCCCAGGAGGCGCGGGCCUUGGUACCCCUUCAUUUUCAUUUUCUCCGCAAAGCCCGAGUUUGGAAGAGGUCACCAUGAUGCGGUUGAAGCAAGCUGAGAAGAGGCGUCUAGAAGAUCAGAUCCGGAAACAAGAAGCUGCUGCUGAUGAGUAAAUGCCGGCAUAGGGAAUUAUUUGAUGUUUAGCGUGGUGUUUGGGAGGUUCGGAUUUGCAUUAAAGAUACCACUAAUAGAAUUCACCAGAUGGUGAGUGCCGAUCUGGAUCCAAAGAGCAAUUGACCAUCUAGUCCUCGGAGGCCAGUCGUGAAGAAUGCGCCAAAGCGGCACCAGUUCUUCAAGACACAAUCACGCUCUUUCACGGCGUAAUUACUUACCGC